This is a messenger RNA of Dendrobium catenatum, 1249 nucleotides long. RefSeq names its product proteasome subunit alpha type-1-A-like. Bases 172 to 981 code for a protein of 269 amino acids. Gene Ontology annotation, cellular component: proteasome core complex; proteasome core complex, alpha-subunit complex. The transcript has 2 exons. Gene Ontology annotation, biological process: ubiquitin-dependent protein catabolic process. NCBI's taxonomy places the organism in Eukaryota, Viridiplantae, Streptophyta, Magnoliopsida, Asparagales, Orchidaceae. The record is from RefSeq and is a predicted model, not a curated record.
AUAACCCUACGAUUUUCGGGAGCGGAGACUUCUCCGUGCAAUUCCAUUUUCUUGGCCGACACUGCAGCGUUCGGCGGUGUUGAAAGAUCGCAGAUCCACCUCUCAAGCGAAUCCUCCGCUGCCGAGUUUGAUAACCUUUCGUGUUAGAAGUAAGAGGAAUCAGAGGAAAGAAUGUUUCGGAACCAAUACGAUACCGAUGUGACGACUUGGAGCCCUGCGGGGCGGCUUUUCCAAGUGGAAUACGCUAUGGAGGCAGUGAAGCAGGGAUCGGCUGCGAUCGGGCUACGUUCUGCGACGCACAUCGUUCUGGCUACUGUGAACAAGGCCACCUCGGAGCUUUCCUCUCACCAGAAGAAAAUAUUUAAAGUGGAUGACCACAUCGGCGUCGCUAUCGCCGGCCUUACGGCCGAUGGUCGCGUCCUCUCCCGCUACCUUCGCAACGAGUGUAUCAACCACUCCUUCGUCUACGAAUCCCCACUCCCCAUCUCCCGCCUCGUCGUCCAGCUCGCCGACAAAGCUCAGGUUUGCACGCAACGUUCAUGGAAAAGGCCUUACGGAGUAGGACUCCUCGUUGCUGGCUUGGAUGAAACUGGAGCCCAUCUCUAUUACAAUUGCCCAAGUGGAAACUAUUUCGAGUACCAAGCUUUCGCCAUUGGUUCACGCUCCCAAGCUGCAAAGACCUACUUGGAACGCAGAUUUGACAACUUUAAUAAAUACUCCCGUGAAGAAUUGAUCAAAGAUGGGCUCUUUGCGAUCAAGGAGACGCUGCAAGGUGAAAAGCUGACCAGUGCAAUCUGCACUGUUGCCAUUGUUGGGGUCGGGGAGCCAUUUCAUAUCAUCAAUCAACAAGCAAUCGAGCAAGUUAUCCAGUCCCUUGACAUUGUGGAAGAUGCCCAGGUGGAAGCUGCAGCUGCAGAAUCUGCUUCUGAAGAACCAAGUGCAGCUCAAGAACCGGCGGCGCCGGCGCCCAUGGAUUUGUAGUAAAUUUAUGAUGGUAUUGAGGCUUUGCUAGUGACAUUUAGGCUUCGUUUGGGGUGGCUUUCUUGCUGUUUCGUAAAAUAGCUUUUUAGAACAAAAAAUUUAAUUUUUAUACUAAAAAGUUGUUUUAAAAAGCAGUAAGGAAGCUGUCUGAAAUGAGACCUUGGUAUCAAUUAUCUAUGAUGCUUUAGUUUUAUUAUCUUUCAUCUUGGGAAUAGUAUUUGGUGUGACUCUUUUUUAAAGGAUGGAAUCAAAAACUAACUUCAUUAUU